This is a messenger RNA of Silurus meridionalis, 4202 nucleotides long. RefSeq names its product MAX network transcriptional repressor a (gene mnta). NCBI's taxonomy places the organism in Eukaryota, Metazoa, Chordata, Actinopteri, Siluriformes, Siluridae. The record is from RefSeq and is a predicted model, not a curated record. The coding region runs from base 351 to 2012 and encodes 553 amino acids. Gene Ontology annotation, biological process: regulation of transcription by RNA polymerase II. Gene Ontology annotation, molecular function: DNA-binding transcription factor activity, RNA polymerase II-specific; RNA polymerase II cis-regulatory region sequence-specific DNA binding; protein dimerization activity. The transcript has 6 exons.
AGAUGUAUCCGUCCAUAGGCUGUGAAUAAACCGGUUGUGGGCGUGGACAUGGGCGGGGUUUAACUCUAAUGGGCGGUCCCGGUGUGAUCACCGAUCAGGCGCUCAGAAGCCGCCAUCUUGUUGCGGCUCUACUACGUGUGUGGAAGAAGUUCCUACAAGAGGGAGGGGGAUCAAGUUGCAACUUCUCUUCUUUUUUUUUUUUUUUUUUUUCUUCCUCCUCUCCCCCUUCCUUUUAAGUGGAGAUCCAGUGUGCCGGACGAGAGAGAUAUAUAUUAUUUUUUAAAUUGCUCGGAAGCAGGAACUGCUCAGCUGUUUUUAUAUUUUGCGCAACUGAAAUAAAUACAUCAGAGAUGAGUAUCGAGACGCUUUUGGAGGCAGCGAAGUUUUUAGAAUUGCAAGCCCAGCAACAACAAAAAGCACGUGAAGAGAACGAGCUUCGGGAGAGACUGCGCCUCGAACAGGAAGCAGGGAAGCAAAUAGCAGAAGCCCCCCUCUGCGUUCAACUGACGCAUGCUAAUCACAAGACCUCAAGAGAGCGGUCGAGUCCUGAGCAUAACCAUGCCCCUCAGUUAACCCUGUCCUCUCCUCCACCUCCUCCUCCUCUGCCCACCUCUGCACCUACAAUUCCCAUCACGGUUAUUCCCAUUUCCGUGUUGUCGUCCAGCCUAUCCACAUCACCUGCAUCCCCCCUCUUCAGUGUAUCUCAAAAAGACCCUCACUCACCUCCAUCACAGCAUGUACUGCCUCAACGUGCAGUCUUACCCUCUCAGGCUAAUGGCCCAAAACUGACCCAGCCACUGCAGCCAUAUCCUGGGGCAAUCAUUAGAUCUUCUCAGCAUGCUCUUCUCCCUCAGCCAGCAAACACACCAGCACAGCCAAGCCUCAUGGCCAAAAUCAACCCUCCUGAUGAUCACCGCAGCCUGGACAGCAAGAAAAGACCUGGAGGGGCAGGAACAAGGGAAGUGCAUAACAAGCUUGAAAAAAACAGGCGUGCACACUUGAAGGAAUGCUUUGAAACUCUCAAGAAGAACAUCCCUAAUGUUGAUGAAAAGAAAACCUCCAACUUGAGUGUGCUGAGAAGUGCACUAAGAUACAUUCAGACUCUGAAGAGAAAAGAGAAGGAGUAUGAGCAUGAGAUGGAGCGCCUUGCCCGUGAGAAGAUCUCCACCCAGCAGAGGCUGGCUGAGCUAAAGAAUGAACUCAGCCAGCAGGUGGACAUGAUUGAGGUUGAGCGGUUGCUGCGUCAGACCGUCCAGCCUGAAGAUGACCAAGCAUCCACCUCCACAGCCUCAGAAGGUGAAGAUAACAUGGAUGAAGACAUAGAGGAAGAGCACAUACUGACCUCGCCUUGCUCUUUACCCAGAGUGGAUCAGCCAGAGCUCAGGAAGCCAUCUCCAUCUCUGCUCCCAUCGCUUUCUGUCCCAUCUAAACUUUCCCAACCUCCACUAACUGCUACUGUUUCCUCAGCCACGGCAUUGGCCCCUGCCCAGCCUUCCUCGCCCUUACUCUCCCUGCCCCCUGUACAGGCAGCAGUGACCCAGCAGCCCCAGGCCAUGGUGGCCUCUCAGAGCCUGGCAUAUGGGCAUAUUGUAACCGCUCCCAGCAUCCAGCCAACAGUAAUCACACAUGCUUCUUCACACACUUCUGUCAUCCAGGCUGUCAGUCACAUCCCCCAGGUGGGCACCAAGCACAUAGCCCACAUUGCUCCUUCUUCUACUUCUUCCCCGUCCUCUUCCGCCAGCGCUAUACAGCUGGCACCUGGACCUCAGACCAUCGGGCACAUCACAGUGCACCCGGUCACACACCUUCCCACGCUAUACCCACAGCCAGUGACCAUCUCGCACACCCUCUCACAUGGCCAAGCCAAUGGCACCCCAGUGUUGGCCAAACAGACGCCUGUUGGGCAUCAGGUGCUCACACAUCACUCGCAGCUGGUGGGCCAGACUGUUCUCAACCCAGUUACUAUGGUGACCAUGCCCUCCUUCCCCGUCAGCACACUGAAGCUGGCAUGAGAGGACAGGCUGACGUGGGCUCUUACUGGCGCAAGCCCCUGCUAGACACAUCCAGCAUUACAGAAAAAGCAGUACAUUCCAAAUAAAAACAAAUCUAUGAAGAGUCUACGACAAAUUUAUCAAAAUUUAUAUAUAGCUAUAUGUUGUAUAGUAAAAGAAAAAAAAGUUUUUGUAUCCUUUUGUGCGGAUAAAAUUAGAUUGUGAUGUCCUCUUUCAUGCUGCUAUAUGUGUGUGUGUAUAUAUAUGUGUGUGUGUACGAAAGAGAGAGAGGUGAACAGAAAGAUGAAUGAUAUGGCAAAAAUAUAUCACAAUAAUAAGACCAUUUUUACAAUAUACAUUUUUUUAAUCAUCAUGCUCACAAAGUGCCAGGAAAAACGGUGGUACAGUUAAAAAAAAAAAAAACUGCACACACUGAUUAUAUUUGGGUCUAAAAUUAACACAAAAUGGGAAAUGAACCAUUUAGUAUAAAAGUUUAAUAUUUAUCAUCUAAUUUAUAGUCAAUUACAUGUUUAAUGAAGUAACAAUAAGAUUGGUUUGUCACCACAGAAACGUAUAUUUGGGAGUCCUAUGGUAACCAUUAUGAUCUCUGAAGGCAACUAUUUUUGUGACUGUAGUGUGUGUGGUUUAGCUCAGAUCCCUAGUGUACCUCACUCUCAUCAGCUAAUGGAACACAGUUCAAUUAAAAAAAAAAAAAAAGAAAUGUGAUGAAUUGAGUUCCAAUAUUUCAUUCUAGCAUCAUAUAAUUCUUUUUAAACUGCCCUUUUAUAUAGCAUUUAUUCAAAAUUUUUAGUCUACCCUUAUCAGAAAGUAUCUUUGCAGGAGUUCAGCAUGCAUUUUUCUUGCAUGCUUUCUUGACCUCUUCUUAUCUAGCAUUCAGGGUGUUGCUUUAUUGCUUUUUGAUUCCGUGUCCUGCGUUUUUUUUUUUUUUUUGGGCCGAGGGACCCGAGUGAAAUCUUCUCCUGUGCCUUUAACCGUGCCUCUGUGGCACUGCAGUUCUCUUCAAUGCUGCACAGACGUCCUCUGGUGUCCUCUCUCUGUAACUGCACUCUCAGCUAAAACACCAGCCAUUAGCUGCAGAACUUUGGAUUCUGCUCGAGCACCAAGCCUAACCAGGACAGCACGAGGUCACAGUACGAUAGCAAUCACUGUGCUAUGGAGGGGUUACAUUAUAGUAAGAAAUAUGAGAUUUUGAACUUUUGUUGUGAAUGUACAUUUUCUGUGUGCAGAUGGAGCACUUUCAAGGCCUUCAUCAUGUAGCUGAUAAAUGUGAGCUUAAUGUUUGGUGGGAGUGCAUAGUCGUUGUUAAGGCGGUUGUGUGUGUGUGUGCGUGUAUGCUUGUGGUAGGUGUGUAUGGCAUAUUCAACUUUGUCAACUUCAAUUUGUUUAAUACUGUUUAAGUUGACUGUGUUUGAGUGUGCUUGUGACUAAUAGUAUGUGGUGGAAAUGCAAAGUAAAGUACAGUACAUCAUCCAAAGCUUCUGUGAAAACAUCAUGCUGCAACAAGAAUGUGAUACUGCAGAAAUGUAAACUCAGAAAGACAGGUGUGCAUAAACCCACCAAUGAAUUACUCGAAUGUGGUGGCUAUUUAUAAUAUUUCAGUUUAGACAACUGUAUCUUUACUGAACCACACUGAACACUUCACGAACCUGCAAGUAAAUCCAGCCUAGCCUGGGUGUCUUUUGAGAUUUGACUCACACACCUCUAACACUGUGAUAUUGCUCAUCUGACCAACAAUAAAAACAUCCCAAGUUUACAGUAUCGAAAUUAACAAGUACUCAUUCUUCAUGAAUGAGAGUUUAACACUUCAUUUUUACUGAACAUUGAUUGGCAUUUGUGUUUACACACACUAUAGGAUGCACAUGUUCACCAGGCAAAACAUCUUUUUUUUGGUUCCAACAUGUUGAAUUUGGCAUGAACAUGAACAACUUGUCGGGGAAAACUGUUUGAGGGGGACCAUAUACAGUACUGUAUACUUAUAGGGCAACCUUUCUGACCUCUGUCCACAUUAAUAUUAUAUAUACAAAAAGAAUGUUUUUUUCCCUAUGGAGAAAGUUUAUGUUGUGUAUAUUGCCUGUACAUUUGAGGCUGCACAGAUCUAACUGUCCAAUCUGUUCCAAGUUGAUUCUAAAUGAAGCAGAAGAGCAAAACUAGAACAAAAUGUUGAAUAAAUAAAAUCUUGUUACAUUUGCA